GUGGGUUUCAGUAUAAGAACUCGACCGUUGAAACCCUAAAACCACUAUGCUUUCCCAUUCUUCUCUACAAUCUUUUCACAAACCCUGCGCUGCAAAUAUUGCGAUCAAAAAAAAUUGUUGCUGUUCUUUGUCGGAAAAGGCAGAGAGAAAUCAAGAGAAAGGCAGAGGAGAAGGCCUAAUCUGUUUCGAAAUCCUAAAGGUACUCUACUUUCUAAUUCCUCAUUUGGGUAUUCUUUGUAAGCAGAGCGAGAAAUAGGAAAAAUGAAGAGAAAGGCCGAAGAUAGUAUGUGCGGCCAUGGAGGAAGUUGGGUGAGAGGGCCAAUAAUCGGGAAAGGAAGUUUUGGGUCCGUGUUUCUUGCGACCUUGAAGAAAUCCAGAUCAAGUUUCUCUUGUUUACCAUCGGCCAUGGCUGUGAAAUCCGCAGAGGUCUCUGUUUCGGCUUCACUACAGAAGGAGAAAGAGGUUCUCGACAACCUCAAAGGCUGUCCUUAUGUGAUUGGCUGCUUUGGGGAAGAGAUCACGACCCAAGACGACGGUGAGAUGGUUUACAAUUUGUUAUUGGAGUAUGCUUCUGGUGGAACCCUAGCCGAUUUGAUCGAGAAAUCCGACGGUUGUGGGUUGCCCGAAUCUGAUGUUAAGCGCUACACCAAAUCGAUUCUCAAGGGGCUUUGUCACAUUCAUGACUGCGGUUAUGUGCACUGCGAUUUAAAGCCUGCGAAUGUUUUACUUGUGCCAACUGUUUGUAAUUGUGUGGCAAAGAUCGGGGAUUUCGGGUUGGCAAAGAGGUCGGCACAGAGUAAGCAGAGGAGGAUCGAUCGCUUGAGAGGCACUCCGCUGUAUUUGGCACCUGAAACGGUGAUUGAGAGCGUACAGGAGCUUCCCUCUGAUAUUUGGGCUCUGGGAUGUGUUGUGUGCGAGAUGCUUACUGCGAAAUCCCCUUGGGAAAGGGCAGAGGAGUUGAAAACAGAGGAUCUUUUGCGUUUGAUUGGUGAUCAGCGUGAGUUGCCUAAAAUCCCGUGUGGCAUCUCUGAUGAAGCAAGGGGUUUCUUGAAGGCAUGUCUUGUGAGGAAACCCAUGUGCAGAUUCACGGCUGAGAUGCUUAUGGAUCAUGCAUUUCUCGCUGGUGUACGCGAACUGGAUGAUGAAGAACUACUUGAUGCUGCUUCUACCGACUCUGAUCAGAUUAGUGAUUGUUCUUCUUCUUCUCCUUCGGCUGAUUGGAGCUUGGUAUCUGACGAUGACAAUGUUGAUUCGGCUUUUUGCUCUUGGCCGAAAGAAGUUGAAGAUGUGCAAGUGCAAUUCAUUGGGAGAUCAGAUGAAAAAGUUUCUCUUUUAGGCUCCCUUUGUUGUUCUUGGCCGGAAGAAGUUGAAGAAGAUGUGCAAGUGCAAUUCAUUGGGAAAUCAGAUGAAAAAAUUUCUCUUUUAGGCUCUUUGAACUGCCUCACUCCAACCCUGCCUAUUGGUGUAUAGCAGUGACUACAAAAGAAAGUUCAGUUUUUGUAGAUAAGAUAAAAAUGCAUAUUUUGUAGGCUCUUUUAUGUAUCAACUUUUUAAUUGUACAUGCAUUGUUACAGUUUCCUUUUAUAUAAAUGAGAGUUACUUUC
Corylus avellana is the source of this 1604-nucleotide messenger RNA. The record is from RefSeq and is a predicted model, not a curated record. Lineage: Eukaryota; Viridiplantae; Streptophyta; Magnoliopsida; Fagales; Betulaceae.